AUGGCGGCCAUUACUGAACAUACAGUCCAAUACUCCAAAGACCGCAGCAUUCACUAUUUAGCGGCUGGUCCCGUCGAUGGACCACUGAUAAUCUUCAUCCAUGGCUGGCCGGCUAGUGCUAUCACCUGGAAGCCCCAACUCGAUGCCUUUGGAGGGCUUGGCUUUCGCGCCGUCGCACCCGACAUGCCCGGCUAUGGCAGGUCGACGGCGCGCCGGGUGGGAAGUGACUACUCUCAAGAGGCCCUCGUGGAGGGCAUGAUGGCGCUGCUCCGCGAUACCGGCCGUGACGCCGCCGUGUGGGUCGGGCACGACUGGGGCGCCGGCGUCACCUCGUCGGUCGCUGCGCAGCAUCCCGAAGCCGUGACGGCCCUGGUGAACCUCUGCAUACCCUACAAAACCCUCGAGCUGGGCUGGGCUGGUCUCCUUCCGCUGGUGAACCGAGAGCUUUACCCCGCAGACCAGUACGAAUUUGGACAAUGGGACUACAUGAAGAACUACGAGGAGAACUUUGAAGAUACCGUGGCCUGGUUCGAGAAAGACAUUCCCGGAUUUUGCAAGGCCAUAAUGCAGCCCUCCAAGCAGCCAACUACGCGCUUUCACCCGCUUGCCCUAACCCGCAAGACGGGUUGGUACGGUGGACUACCCGCGCCUCCGAGCGUUGACAAGACGGGUCCGCCCAUGGUCACACCCGAUAUCCUUGAGCAGUACACCAAGGAUAUGGAGCUUACUGGAUAUUGGGGAGGCUCACACUACUAUAUGCACCACGAGGAGAAUGCGAAAUACAAUGCCAACGCGCCCAACGGGGGCAAGUUGCGACAGCCGGUGCUUUUCAUCCACGCAUCGUGGGAUCUCGUCUGCGACACCAAGAUGACCAGGUUUGCGGAGCCAAUGAGGAAGCAUUGCAGCAACUUGACCGAGGUCACAAUCGAAUCAGGGCAUUGGGUACAAUUCGAGAAACCUGGGGAGGUCAAUGCCGCCUUGUGCCGAUUCAUCAUUGAGUCGGUGCCCAGUGAGUGGCCUGGUUACUGGGACAGUGGGUAUGUCAAGAGAACUGCUGUCGUCUAA
This is a messenger RNA of Pestalotiopsis fici W106-1, 1065 nucleotides long. RefSeq lists its product as uncharacterized. The transcript has a single exon. Bases 1 to 1065 code for a protein of 354 amino acids. The record is from RefSeq and is a predicted model, not a curated record. Gene Ontology annotation, molecular function: hydrolase activity. Lineage: Eukaryota; Fungi; Ascomycota; Sordariomycetes; Amphisphaeriales; Sporocadaceae.